UAACAGCUAAAAGACKUUGAUGAGAGGGAGYUCCGGUCUCGAUUCCUGUCCGGAACGGAGUCCAAGGCCGARUCCAAGUUCUGMGGGUCCAUAUUUGGKUGCAUGCCUUGAUGAACACCUUAAUUAUGAUGYAUAGCGUCUUUUAAACGUCGUSUUUGUAUGGGAUACUCGUGUACUUAACUCUACACGAUAGUCAGAAAGCCUUGCACCUGAACAUGAUUGGCUAUGUUGUUGCUCUUGUUGUCAUCAUUAUGCUACAUUAUCUGUACACGAGAAUACAGGAACCAGGUAACCUCCCACCUGGACCCAUGCCCUUACCGUUGGUUGGAAAUGUUCUGCACAUGCUGUCAUCAAUGCCCAAUGUUCACCUGGCCUUUGAGAAGCUCGCAAAGACGUAUGGGAAUAUCAUGACUGUCUAUAUCAACGGUCAGCGGACUGUGGUUGUAUCAUCGGGUGAAAUAGCUCGAGAGGUAUUGGUAACAAAGAAGGACGAUUUUGCUGGACGUCCCUACAUUUUCUCAGCUGAUUAUGCCACUCGCGGCUGUAAAGAUAUAGCGUUUAACGACUUCUGCCCAACAUUGAUCCUCCAACGCAAGGUUAUGCACACUGCCCUUCGCCUUUAUAGACCCAAAYUGGAAGCAGCCGUUUGCCAUGARGCUGAUAAACUUGUUUCGAUUGUUAAAGACUUGGAUGGCAAACCGUUUGACCCUUAUCGYCCUUUGUCGUUCGCAGUCCUUAAUGUUAUCUGUGGAAUGGUUUUUGGGYGUCAMUUUSAAUAUGAUGAUCCUGAGUUUCUUGAAGUGGUUCAAUUCAAUGAACAGAUCGCGCGCUCUUUUGCAGCAGUCAGCGCCAUCGACGUUUUCCCUUUUCUCAUCCACUUUCCACUCGAGCAAUCGAAAUUUUUGAAAGAAAGCAAAUGUAACCGAGAUAAAUUUCUUGAAAAGGAACUAGAAAAGCACAUGGAAUCAUUUGAUGCAGACAAUAUCCGAGACAUUACCGACGCGUCAAUCAAGGCACUUCGAGACUCAGAGGACGAAGAUAGCAAAUACCGUAACUUGAUGACACGUGACCAUGUYCUAAUGACSYUAGGAGACAUGUUUUCCGCAGGCAAUGAAACUGCUGUCACAACAUUACGAUGGCUUYUUGCUCACCUUAUAAGAAACCCUGACGUUCAAGACAAACUGCAUGUAGAGCUCGAUCGUGCUGUUGGUCGAGAUCCAAAACAAGCGCCAACACUGAAGGACCGAGAGAAUCUACCUUACCUUGAAGCAAGCAUUCUUGAAACGAUGCGAAUGGCAUCUCCAGUCCCACUUGCAGUACCUCACAAAACCACGCGCGACACGACGGUGCAAGGUUAUUCUAUUCCAAAGAAUACAACGGUAAUUCUAAAUCUAUGGGCGAUACAUCACAACAGCGAUGACUGGCAGAAACACGAUGUGUUCGAUCCAUCAAGAUUUCUAGGUGAAGAUGGUAAGAUAUCUUCUGCCAAAACUCGAAAUCUUCUUCCUUUUGGAGCAGGACGAAGAGUUUGCAUCGGAGAGACCGACUCCAAGACAGAGAUGUUUUUAAUUGCAUCUCGAUUGCUGCACCAAUUUAGACUUGAAAGAGCAGGAGCAUUGCCUGAAAUGACUGGUGACCUCGGGAUUGUGAAUUUCCCCAAGCCUUAUAAGAUACGUGGAUUACCAAGAUCCUGCUGCUUCCCGCCGAUAAUCAACCAUUCUUGAAAUCACGUCUACUUUGUAAAGCUGCAUCGCAAGUUUUUCCCCGCAACCGAUGGUUCCGCGACGGUACCUUUUUUCUAACACAGUGAUUGACACCUGACAACAUUGAUGAAGAUGACUUUGAUAAGAGAAUCAUUGACUGUUCGUCAAUGUAUUGUUUCCUUGUUUUCUAUUCACAAUGAAACAUUCAACGUUUGGAGUCAUUUACUACCAGCCUUUGGCUUCAUGACAU
Molecule: messenger RNA, 1953 nt
Organism: Exaiptasia diaphana
Lineage: Eukaryota; Metazoa; Cnidaria; Anthozoa; Actiniaria; Aiptasiidae
Product: steroid 17-alpha-hydroxylase/17,20 lyase
Exons: 5
Coding region: 216-1724 (502 amino acids)
Biological process (GO): progesterone metabolic process; hormone biosynthetic process
Molecular function (GO): heme binding; iron ion binding; steroid 17-alpha-monooxygenase activity
Source: RefSeq, a predicted model, not a curated record